Messenger RNA from Xiphophorus maculatus (southern platyfish), 5662 nucleotides. Its product is annotated as muscleblind like splicing regulator 1. The record is from RefSeq and is a predicted model, not a curated record. NCBI's taxonomy places the organism in Eukaryota, Metazoa, Chordata, Actinopteri, Cyprinodontiformes, Poeciliidae. The coding region runs from base 1075 to 2208 and encodes 377 amino acids. Gene Ontology annotation, molecular function: metal ion binding. The transcript is spliced from 10 exons.
CCUCCUCUAACACUGCCGACAGAGAGAGAGAGAGAGAAAAGAGGAGAGGAGAGACCGAGAGAGCGAAACCCCAUAAUGCACUGCACGCUGCAGGGUUGAAGUCGUGCAGAUUCAUCAGUUCCUGUUUGAGGGGUUGUGUGCGUGUGCGAGCCUGUGCGCACCCAUAUGGCCGGAGCGAGCGCAGAAGAAAACACACACAGAGAGAGAGAGAGAACGAGAGAGAACCAAGCAGAGAGAAGUGCCUUCAUGUGCUGACCCUCCUGGCUGUCUGGCUCCUCUGAGGCCAUCUGUGCCUACCCAAGUUCGCCGGAUCCGCUGGGGCCACACCAAAAGCACCAGGGCUGCCAUGACUGCCAGCUCCAUCCGCUAAGGCCAUCUCUGUGCAAACGACACCUCCUCCCGCCCCCGGAUCCUGCUCUCUUCACCAUCCAUGCCACUCCAGCCUCCUCUGUGAAGGCCCAACUCCCUCUCCCCCACACCUUCUCAGCAGACAAAUAUUGAAGGCAAACAGCUUUUAUCGGCUCCUGUUAGCUGAAGAAAAUUGUUUCACUGCUGUUGUCUCCGCUGGCUCUCCUCUCCUCCAGCUGCUUUCCCCCAUCGUCUGCUGGCCCCUGCGUUCUGUCAUCAUGGGCCAAGCCUGAUCGAUACCGCGUUGUGCCGUUCAUCUCGUCUGACGGUUCAACUGACAAGUGAGCAAAUUGAGAGAACCGGGGUUGUGUGUGCAUGCGUGUGCGUUAAGAGAGAGGUUACAAGACAAAGCUGUAUGGUCAUCGGCGACACAAGCCCCGGUUGACAGGCUCUGAAGGACUCCUGUUUAAACCACAAACAGACUCCUGGGAUGGACCCCAAAUGUUAGGAGAGUCCCCAACAGGCUUCUUUCAGAUCACAACCUUGGAGCACAACCUCUGAAGCUGUGUUUUUUUUUUUUUUUUUUUGUGUUUUGUUUUGGGGUUUUUUGUUUUCUGAUGUUCUCAACCUAUCCCUUCUCAACAUUUGCCCCGGUUUUACCAGAGAACAGCAAGCUUGCUGGACGGCUAGCUUCCCCCGAUCGACCCCUUCCUGUUUCAGUUUGAAAUGGCGGUGAAUGUGACACCGAUGCGGGACACCAAGUGGCUGACGCUGGAGGUGUGUCGGGAAUUUCAGAGAGGAACGUGUUCGCGGCCGGACAACGAAUGCAAGUUCGCCCACCCUGCCAAGAGCUGUCAAGUGGAAAACGGCAGAGUCAUUGCCUGUUUUGACUCACUCAAGGGACGCUGUUCCAGGGAGAACUGCAAGUACCUGCACCCUCCUCCCCACCUAAAGACACAGCUGGAGAUCAACGGAAGGAACAACCUAAUUCAGCAGAAAAACAUGGCCAUGUUGGCCCAACAGAUGCAGCUCGCCAACGCCAUGAUCCCCGGAGCACAGCUACAACCAGUGCCCAUGUUUUCAGUCACGCCCAGUCUUGCAGCGAACGCCAAUGCCGCAGCAGCAGCAGCCGCUGCAUUUAACCCCUACCUUGGCCCCGUGUCACCCGGCUUGAUGCCCGCUGACAUCUUGCCAAGCGCGCCCGUACUGGUCACCAGCAGCCCCAGCGUUCCAGUACCUGCUGCCGCCGCCGCCGCUGCACAGAAGCUCAUGAGGACAGACAGACUGGAGGUUUGCCGGGAAUACCAGCGAGGUAACUGCAGUCGAGGGGAGAACGACUGCCGCUUUGCCCAUCCGUCAGACAGCACUAUGAUUGACACAAAUGACAACACAGUCACUGUGUGCAUGGACUACAUAAAGGGCCGCUGCUCGAGGGAGAAGUGCAAGUACUUUCACCCCCCGGCUCACCUGCAGGCCAAAAUCAAAGCCGCCCAGCACCAAGUCAACCAGGCUGCGGCCGCCGCAGCCUUGGGGCUCCCUCCUGUCUUGCCUCCUUUGCCAAAGAGACCUGCACUUGAAAAAGCCAACGGUGCCAACACUAUGUUCAAUGCUGGCGUUUUCCAGUACCAACAGGCCCUGGCCAACAUGCAGUUUCAGCAGCAGGCUGCCUUCAUACCAUCAGGCUCGAUUUUGUGCAUGACACCUGCAACAAGUGUUGUACCCAUGAUGCACGGUGCUUCUCCAGCCACUGUGUCUGCAGCCACCACACCUGCCACAAGUGUUCCCUUUGCAACAGCCAACCAGAUUCCAAUAAUAUCUGCGGACCAUCUGACUAGUCACAAGUAUGUGACCCAGAUGUAGGAGUCUCUGUCAGAACAAUGGAACUGGAGAUGGAGCGUGCUGGUGUCAAAUCCAAGAUUAACGGUCAACCUUCAUACAAGUAACAGCGAGAGCCGAGGUUCCGGUUCGGAACACAACCUGCAUGUUAGCGUAGAAGGAACAACUUGCUAGAGAGGUUCUCAUGUGACGUUCAUGCACAGUUUCACACGACGACAGACAAAAACAAAAGAGCGAAGAAGAAGAAUUAGAAGAGCGUCAUUUGUAUUUCAAGACUUGCCUCUCGUUUUGCAGAGGCGACUAACCUUUAUUCACCAGACACAUUUUGAAUGUCAACACAAGGUUCAUGUGGGGGGAGCAGUCAUCGGGACUGAAUCGGUACGUCCGCUGACCAAGAAUCACGUCUUGCGUUGUCUUGUUUGUUUAUUGGGUUUUCGAAUGUCAAUAUGUUCACUUGUUUACACCGAGAUGUACCUUGUAUCUCAGUUAAGGUAAAGGAACAGAUAAUCUGACUGAACCACAUAUGCAUGCACAAUAAUUUUUUUUCUUUUGUUUUUUUUUUGUUGUUGUUGUUGUUGUUCUUACCUGGUUCUGUUCUUCUAACAGUGAUGAGGGAAUUUGCCCGAGCAAGGAAGCAACUGAAUGUCUGUGAUGUGUCUUUCAAACCUUUGUAGCCUACCUUUUUAUCUCUUAAGCACACGUCUUUAACCUUACAGGAAUCCCUGUAAAGUGCCAUGCAUCUCAAAAUAUACAGGAAUUGUAUUCAAGCAGUGUUACAACGUUUUAAACUCAACAAUUCCCUUUAAUUCAUAUGUGUCUGAUUUAGAGUUUUGCUUUUUUUCAGGACACCAUGUUGUGUCCAACCACAUGACCUGUCAUUACCUGUAAUUCCCGUUAAGCACCGCUGAUUAUUGCACCCCGGAUAUUCUACUGAUUGAAACCUUUUUACUUUUUUUUUUACUAUAUUCUUUCAUAUCUGUCAGCUGUUUAGAAAUGCGAUGGUUGAACCUGCAACCACAACGAUCUGUCUUUCUGCGCCAGCAUGUGCUUUGCAAAAGUAUUCAUACCACCUUUUUCACAUUUUUUCACUCCGCAACUACAAACUUAAAUGUAUCGCUUGUUCAUCUUGUGUGACAGACCAACACAAAGUAGCGCAUAAUUUCUUUUUUCACUAAUGAUUUGUGGCACCACUUUUUGCUGCGAGGAGAGCUGCAGUUGUUUUGUUGCACAUCUAAAGACUGAAACCUUUUGCCAAUUCUUAGCUAUAAAAUGGCACAGCUGUGAAAUAACCUCAUGUUCUCAGUUAGAUUUAGAUGUAAGGCGUUGCAACGCACGAAUUGAGUCGCUCUCCUGGUUUUCUGUGUUUACUUUCAUCCAUUUUCUCAUGACCUCCGAUCAGCCUUCCUGUUCCGCUAGCGAAACCCCCGCGCCCCAAGUGCCGCCUGCAUCACGUCUCAUCGUCAGGACGGUGUGUUCAGGGUUGUAUGAAGUGUCGGUGUUCUGCCACCGACACUUCAUACAACAUUUUGCAUGCAGGUGACUUUCUGAAAGCCACUGGAAAAUCUUGAGGUCAUCAAAGUUUGGACUUCACACACACACACACACACAAUUUUUCUGCGCUACUUUGUGUUGGUCCAUGACAGAACAAAUUUCAUUUAAGCACUCUGAAGUCUUGUGGUUGUCGUGUAGCAACAUGUGAAAAAGUUCAGUUAAAUAGUAAUAGUAAUAAUACUUUUUCAAGGUAGCGCAAGUUGCAUUUAGGCCUGUAGAAUCUCUCUCUGGGAUAAAGACGAAAACAAUGGAAUAACUGCUGUGAGGCCAAACAGAAAUCUGUAAAGGAGAGUCUGCUGGUGUGAUGAUGUUUGUUUUCUUUAAAAAGAAAAAAAACAUAAUUUGUUUUUCUUAUACAUGGUUAUGCGUAUUCCAAGACAGGUCGUCGAAGAAAAGUCGGUGUAGUAAGUGCGUGUAUAUAUAUAUGGUCCGACAUAUUUAAGAGCAUUUGUUUGAUACCUGGGAACUGUCUUUCAGAUAGUCAGCCAAAGUCUUUUUGUGUCACUGUUGUAAUGAGUAGACUAGAGGGGCUGACUUCAUAAGGACCCCCAGCCCAAAGAAGGUUCGGGUGUUUAGAGUAGAUCUCUGGAACGGCUUUUUGUUUGUUUUGUUUUUCUCGUGGUUUGGGUGUUCUUCAGGCAUAGUUAAUUGACGGACAAGGACAGCUUAAAGGCGGCAAGAAAAUGGAACCUGAUUGUAUUACUCAUCCAAAGCCUUAGAAUGUACCAACGGGUCAGCACAAUGCAACACGCCAUUUUGAACCAUGCAGCUGCCUAAUCCAUGCCAUAAUGCAACACACACAGAACACUACGUGGCUGUCAUGUUCGUGUUUUCCCAACCCCCUCCUUCCUUCUUAGACAAGGAGUGUUCAUUUUCUUUGGAAAGUACUUUGAUAUUAGUUGUUAUUUUUUAGUUUUGCGGAUGAUAUUUAUCUUUAUAAUAAUGAGUAUAUUAGGCGGGGUGUGUGUGUGCGUGUGUGGGGGCGUUUCUGCGUGUGUCCUCCCAUCCAGAGUUUUCCCGAAAAUUCCACGUAAUGUCUUUUUUUUUUGUUUUUUUUUUUGGUACAGUUGCGAUUGUAAGCUCAAUAUUUUCUACGUUAUGUAUAUUGUUGAAGCGUAUGCAUUUGUUUGUUCAUUUCUCUAGUCUCUUUUUGUGUUUGUUCUUUGAACAAAGAUGUUUUAUAUGAGUAUCUAACAGUGUUGACACAACAGAAACAAGAGGCUGAGUUGUCGCUGUGGCAACGUUCGUCAAUAACUGACUAAUAUUUUAACAAUUGUAAGGUUUGUACCUAGUCCUAUAAGCGUAAAAAACAAAAAAGAAGAAGAAAAAAAAAGAUGUUAUCGAAAAGUCUAGUUCAUAGAUGUUAAGAGUAAAGAUGUUAUUUUCUAUCCAUUUCAAAUAUUAACUGUUUAAAUAUUUCUACUCUCCCUGGAAAUUGGGCCAUGUUGGAAAACAAGCUGCAUAUUUAAUCACUUUUACAGGCGUUGCCGGCGGGGUGAAGGUGAAGUUGGCGAGCGGCGGUCCGACGCGCUCGUCUCCAGUUUCGCCAACCGCAAACAACGGGGGGGUGGGGAGGCAAGGAGGACAAGGUGAGGGGAAUAAAGAGGUAAUAAAGGUCGACUUUUUUGCACUUCUGUACAUAGUAAAAAAACAAAUGAAAAUAGAGAGUAUCGUGUAUAUUGAGAUCUUAUUUUGAAUAAAAAAGAAAAACGAUGACAGGGAAUUUUGCUAGGACAACAAAAAAAACAAAAACAACAAAAGAAAAAAAUAAUUCUUUUUGAAAGGCUGAACAAAAAUUGCUUGCAUUUAGAGGGCCCUGAGUUCUCACUCUCCUGCCUCUUUUCGGAAUGAUAAUAAUCAGGGUUUCCCCCAGUGUAUUAAAAGCCUGGCGGGCCACCGGGCUUUACUUGUGCCCCCACCAGGCUUA